This is a messenger RNA of Haplochromis burtoni (Burton's mouthbrooder), 2384 nucleotides long. RefSeq names its product mitochondrial translational release factor 1-like (gene mtrf1l). Gene Ontology annotation, biological process: translational termination. Gene Ontology annotation, molecular function: translation release factor activity. The coding region runs from base 874 to 2169 and encodes 431 amino acids. The record is from RefSeq and is a predicted model, not a curated record. NCBI's taxonomy places the organism in Eukaryota, Metazoa, Chordata, Actinopteri, Cichliformes, Cichlidae. The transcript is spliced from 8 exons.
AUCGCCAACAACAGGUGUGUUCGGAGAACCGGAAUAGCGAUGAUUUGAUCUUGGAUGUAGUAAGCGAGGUACGAAGAACGGACCCAUGUGUGGUAACCCAUUCUUUAGUUUCUCAUUGUGGCCAGGUGCAGUACACAGCACCAUCCAGGAGGUGGCAGCAGUGAACUGUAAAGAUGUUUCCCAACCGCAAGAAAUAUGAAAAAAAGAAGAAAAUGUUCAAUAUGUCUGCGCCCUUUAGCAAGGUGGUAACGACGCAAGCUGUUUGUAAAUGAUGUUAAUUGGACGUUUCUAGACAAUGUUUAAAGAAUUAAUGACUGGAGCCUGUUCCGAUAUAGACACCGCUAACUGGAAAAAUGGAGUAAAGCAUUCGGCAGCUUGACAUUUGAUUUCAUGAUCACGUUGAGCUAGCAGGGAACCUUCAGUGAGUUGUUUACCUCCUCAGAUAUUCAUAUCAUGUUUUUGUAGAUUAGUUCAGGCUUAAUAGUAAAAACCCCGCCCAUCAGCCAUGUUUUGUCAAAGAUUUUCUAAAUCCAAAAGAAUAAUCUGUUAUUGGUUGUAGUAUUCCGCAUUAUAGCUGCUCACCACUGACUUGAACCUGUUACAAAUUUUAAAAAAAGUAAAAUUAUCACUACCGUGUUAUAUUUACGCCGAGUUGAAGAAUUUUUCUUCACUAUAUAGGCUGUAUCGUAACCCUUGUGUUGUCCUCGGGUCAAAAAUGGUCUCUAGCAUCUCGGAGUAAUUUAUUUGUGUUAAAACAUAAAUAAAUACCAACGUUUGUAUUUUUGAAUGAGAUUUGGCUAAAUGGACUAGAGACCGGCAAAAAUCAAGUCUGUUUACUACGCAGUGAAUAUUUCAUCCACAUCUACAUGUAAAAUGGCUUACAGAAGACUUGUAAACCUUCUGCCCAGAGUAAAAGAGUCUGCCUAUAACCUAUGGAUACCUCACUUUCAAAAACCACCAUAUGUCUUAAACCAAAGUGUUGAAAAUAGAGCUAAAAGAACUCUUUACACCAGCACACCACUGAUGGUGAAGUUGCUGUCAGUGGAUGAGAUUUUUGCCAGGAAGUCUCUGCAGGAGCACCUGAGGAAGACUGAGGCACAGUACAGCGAAUGUUUACAAGCCAUCAGUGGUAAUUUGGGAGAGGAGCAGUGCAGUGAGGAUGAACUGAAGGCCAACAGGACCAAAGUGUCCCUUCUGGCUCCUCUUAUCCAGACCAUCAGAGAGCUUGACACCAAGCAAAAAGAGAUUGCAGAGACUGAGACGCUUCUGAAAGAUGAAGACCCAUCUUUGCGGGAACUGGCAGAGGUGGAGAGAGCAGGCUUUUUGGAAGAUAUUCAAACUCUUAGACAAAAGAUUCUGGAUCUAUUGAUUCCAGAGGAGGAGACUGAUCUGAGUGACCUCGUCCUGGAGGUCACCGCUGGCGUUGGUGGUCAAGAAGCCAUGCUGUUCACUGCUGAGGUGUUUGACAUGUACCAAGGCUUUGCUCAUCACCGCAGCUGGUCCUUUGACAUCCUGGAGCACACAACCAGUGAGCUAGGUGGACUACGUCACGCCUCAGCUAGUAUCAGCGGCCCUCAGAGCUACAAAAGGAUGAAGUUUGAGGCAGGAGUUCAUCGCGUUCAGAGGGUUCCCAAGACUGAAAAACAGGGCCGGAUGCACACCAGCACCAUGACUGUGGCUGUGCUGCCCCAGCCCACUGAGAUCUCUUUCACAAUAAACCCAAAGGAUCUCAGGAUAGACACUAAGAGGGCGAGUGGAGCUGGAGGUCAACAUGUCAACACCACAGACAGCGCUGUCAGGAUAGUUCAUCUUCCUACAGGUGUGGUCGCGGAAUGCCAGCAAGAGCGAUCCCAACUGAAGAACAGGGAGAAAGCCAUGAAGUCCCUUAGAGCAAAACUGUACAGCAUGAAGCUGGAAGAGGAGACCAGCAAACGCUACAACCAGCGGAAAAUACAGAUCGGCACUAAAGGACGAUCAGAGAAGAUUCGGACCUACAACUUUUCCCAAGAUCGGAUAACAGACCACCGGAUCAGCUUGACUCUGCACGAUUUAAAAAGCUUCCUGCUGGGAGAGGAUCUUCUGGAUGAGAUGAACUCCUCACUUCAGGAGUUUUCCAACCAGGAGAUUCUCAUGGAACUGCUGGGAGAAAACAGUCAGGACAGCUCAUGACUUUGUCUCUUACAGAAUGUGCAUUUAUUUCAGAUAAUAAUGUAAUGCUGGUCAUUCCUAGACUGUAAAAACUGUGUGGGGAAAAAGAAGAUGAUGCAUUGAAAGUGGGCACAAAUCUCAGCAGUGCCUGAUACGAGAUGCGUAUCUGAAGGUGAUAAGCAGCGUCACAACAAACAAAAAAAAGUGGCAAAUAAAAUGUAUGAGCUGUACAGUGA